Messenger RNA from Caenorhabditis auriculariae, 3445 nucleotides. NCBI's taxonomy places the organism in Eukaryota, Metazoa, Nematoda, Chromadorea, Rhabditida, Rhabditidae. The record is from the annotation of a GenBank genome assembly.
AUGAUGAGAAGAAUGCUUGGUGUGACUCUAAUGGAUAGAAGAUCAAACAGUUGGCUCCACGAAAGAUUGAAGAUGCGUGAUGCUCGAAUGGUUGCAACAAGAAGAAAAUGGUUCUUCGCAAAGAAAAUCGUGACGGGAGGAGAAACGUGGGCAAAGAAGAUCGUAGAAUGGCGGCCCUGGGAGAAGAAAAGAUCUGUUGGACGACCACGAGCACGUUGGCGAGAUGACUUCCGAAGCGUUCUUGGGGAGAAUUGGUCGACCGUUGCGCGCAACAACAAGGAGCUCUUCAAAUCUACCAUGAUUCAGCAGAGCCUUUUUGAUUACUCUGAUGUCUGAAUAAAAUUGAAAUUGAAAUUGCCACUUGAAUGAACCCAAAGGCUCUAGAAGAACGUGUUACUUAAUAUACUGACCCUUCUAACUUGAAGGUCCCUCGACAACGUCCAAGUCCCCAACUUUUGUUCUAAGCCCCGCGAAAGAUGCCAUCACCUCCAGUCAUAUUGAUUCCGGCGUUUGUUCAUUAUUUAAUUUUGAUUCCGAGCUUACUUGAAAGUAAACGAAGGAUUUUUCAGGACCCUCGCAAAGAUAAACUAAUUGAGGAGUUGACAAUCUUGGAGAAGGAGUGCCGGAAGAAACUGGCCAAUAUCGGGUUCGUUCGAGAAACUUGUUUAUUAAUCAACCAGAUUUUCAAAAUUCUUAGAAAAAUGAUUAUGGCCUGUUUAUCGGACAAUAUGAAUGUUGUUCCGGAACGCAACAAAAUUGCUCCAAAACAAAAAUUACUACUGUUUUGGAGCAACUUUGGUGCGCCGGAGAACACGUUUUUUCGUUUCGAAGCAUAAUCCAUUUUUCCAAUUAACACGCCAUGGAAAACUUUAUCCAUAGUCCAAAGAAAUUAUAUGAUAACGAACUGCGUUUAUUACUCUCAGCUUUUUUCAUCUAUCUUUUACUUGCGGUCACUCGAAAACCUAUCGAAACAGGUCGUUGUACGUUUUAAGAAGGAAAUUUCAGCGAUUGUCCCAAACUCAACCAUUGGCCAGUAAUCCUUCUGGCCGUAGCUGUUGUGAUCCUCUUGUUGACCAAUACGAUUUCAAUUAUUUAUAUCUGGCACCUUCGAAGAAGUUUGUUUUUUCGACCUUUCUCCACUCGCAAAGAUCUUAAACUUCGCCAGAAAAAAAAUUUGACCUUAACUUCUGCAGUGCCGAAAUUACAGAACCAAUUUUUUUUUUCUGCUCUCGACCACCCAUGACUUUGUCAGAGAGUGUUGGGCUUAGAAAAUGGCGCAAGUUUAAUUUCAACCAUUCCAAAUGCGACCAUGAAGCUACUUGUCUGCGAUCUCUUUUCUCUUGCUGUGGAAAAGCCAGAGAGAGAGAAAAGAGAGCGCAGACAAGCUUUGAAGUCGCAUGACAUGUCUAUUUUAAAAGUUGAUUUUUUCUUUAAAGAGCUGCUUGCCACAAACGGCAAAGAAUCGGCCCUUCCAACGGAUAUCGGGAAAACUCACAGGGUAGUGUUGAAUCCGCAUCCUGAAACGUUAGUCGUCCCCAAAACCGAAAAGGCGAAGAUCCCACGCCAAAGGAAGAUAAGAAAACCCGAAGUUUUGACUUCGGCUCAUCGCGAUUAUAUAGUGAAGCGGAAGGUUCAAAAUAAAACGCUGACUCCUUAAAUUAAUAAUAAUUAAUAUCUCAGCGCCAAGAGAAGGAGGACGCGCGAUCGGACAAGUUUAUCAAAAAGGGGCCGAUUAAAAUUCCGACUUCGUUCCGUGGAGAAGUUUGUUCUUUUUCGUGACUUAUAGUUUAAAAAAAAUGGAAGAGAAACGUUUGAGCAAAUCUUUGAGUUUCUCUUACAGCCAAAAAAAAUUUCUGAAGUUUCUCAAUCGCUUUUUUGGCGGUUUAACUUGCUAACUCAUCGACUUGAUUUUUUUAAGGUUGAAGUUGCGCAAGAGAAGGAGGAAAAUAUUACCAUAGAGAAAGUUUACUACGAUGAGAAACUGAAUGAAAUCUACGAUAUCGGCACUGACGUCGAUCUUAUGGAGGUGAAAGAGCCUUUCCUGAUGUAUCUUAAUAAUAAAUUCAGGAGGCGUCCGAAAAGGCUUCUGCGCAAGGUAAGACGAAUAAGUCAUCAGCCCCUCAGGAUGUGAAGGCCCCUGAAGAAAAAAAGUCGACCAAGAUGGUAUGUCUCAAAAAGGAAUAUUGUGAAUAUAAUACCAAAUUGCAGAACACGAAAUGAUGCGUCCAGGAAAGCCUCCGUCGUCCUUACUCGUUUCCUUCAUUAUUUUCUCCUUCAUGUCUUUCUUUGAAGUUCAAUUUCUUCAAGACUUUGCGCGAAUCGCGGCUUGAUAAACAUUCUCCGAAAAUCCGUCCUGGUUUUUUAUUCGCACUAUUUUAUGGUGUUUUAGCUUAGAUGAGUUAAAAAAGGAAGACAGAACUUUGGAUAGUAAGAUCGUGGAAACUUCUGACUAUGGAACUGGGAUAACCCUUGCUUACGAUCAAGUGGAAACUUUAGUGAAUUAAGAAAAUAAAAAAAAAGAAAGGAAGGACUUUGGUACGUGGGAACUUCUGAGUAAGAAACUCAGGGAGCUCUUUUUUGCUAUUGAGUUGAAACUUUAGUGAUUUAAGAAAAAGCUGCUCAAAGAUAGAGUCUGGCAUACCAAAAACUCGAAAUAAACAUUCCGCUCAAUACAGUAAGCCACUUUUCAAGGGUCAUUCAAACGGUCCCAACUUGUAAUUUGUCUUAUUAUCUUCGUUUUUCUUUCGAUUCUAAUUCUGGAAGUCCCGUUUCAAGCUUAGAAGCUUUACAUCUAUUUCGUAAAUUUUAGUGCUUGUGUGUGAAAAAAAUAAAAAAUUUUGAUUUGAUUGAUUGAUUUAAUAUCAAGUAGAAAAUUAACAAAAGCCCGACCGUGCUCGUUUUUUUAAGCUUCCGAAAAAAAUCAGCAAAAAAACUCCUUCUGGAAUCACUAGGAAGGCUAGAAACCCCUCGAAGGACCACAACCUUUUUUUCAAUAUAAAAUAAAUAUCCGCUCUUCUGCUCGACCUAUUUUCUAUGCUACCGCAACACAAAUCGCUCCUUUCUUUACGAACUUGUCCGAUCGCGCGUCGAAGAGCACGACUGGGAAGACGGUACAGACGUCAGAGGCAUCAACAUCGACGAAAAGGUCCUCACAAAUCUUCGCUACGCCGACGACAUCGUACUCUUCUCCAGCCCCACCACCGAACUGUCCUCCAUGCUGAACGACCUGGAACGAAGUCGGCAAGAAGAUCGGCCUCAAGAUGAACGUCAAGAAGACGCAGUGAAUGAAAAACCGCUUCAGCGACCAAGGCAAAGUCACCCUGGAGGAAGCAAACGCGCUGGAUGGGCCGCCUUCAACUCCAUCAAAGAAGUCACCAGCCAGCUGAAAGACCCGAAACUGCGAGCUCACAUCUUCGAAGCGUCGAUUAUCCCUGCCAUCUCCUAG